UAAAGUAGUUUCGCUGUUUGAGUUGGCAUUGUGUAAAAAGAAAGAACACACGCAUAUAUUAGUUAAAGGAGACAGAUGUUUCCUGUGUUUUUUUGUGGAGUGACUGGCGGUCCGCCUGGAGCUGCCCUUCCCUGAGAACAGCUGCUCUCAAAUCUCUCCCCUGCGGGAUUUUCCGCGUUCUCCAGCGACACAAACACCUCCCUGCGUGGACCGGGGGAAAAAACCCAAAACUUUUUCAUCCUCACCAAACAGCGUCUGUUGGCUUCCCAUUUAGUAAACUUCUUUUUUUUUAACAGCCAUGGGAGAAAUGACAGCACCAAAGAGCUUCUCAGAAGUUAUAAGUCAGAUAUUACAAGAGGCGCCGGCUGCCAGGAAAGAUCUGAUUGAUAACCAGAGCAACCUUCUCCGAGUGGCAGAGUACUGCGAGAACAACUACCUCCAGGCGGAUGAUCCGACCAAAGCUGUGGAGGAGACCAAGGCUCUGACCACCCAGGCUUUAGCCAGUGUCACCUACCAGAUCAACAGCGUGGCCAGCACCGUGCUCAGGCUGCUGGACUCCCAGGCCAUGCAGAUCAAAGACAUGGAGUCUUCCGUCAACCUGCUGUCACUGGCUGCUGCCAUCCACUUGGAGAACGUGGCAAGGAGGGAGAUUGGUGCCUUCACCACACCCAAAGACAAGACCCGAUCCAAACCCUUGGCCCCGCCCCCUUCAGGCAUAGAGCAGGAGACGGGUUACAUGAGAACUCCGAUAUCAUACACCAUCUUGGACACCGUUGGACACUAUUUCCAGGUCAAAGAGCAGCAGCCCAGCAAGAACACACAGACGGAGCAAGCUGAAGAACACUUGGUGUUGACCCACGGCAUCGCCGUACCUCUACCCUCUGUUCCCACUAAGCCCACAGUGAACAGCCUGCCUCCCCCUCCUCCACCUGCUGCUGCCACAAACCUGCCUCCUCCUCCUUCCUCAAUGGACACUGGCCUCCCUCCUCCACCCUCCUUUCCAUCUCCCUCCAAUCUCCCCCCACCCCCUCCUCCACCGGCCAUCGGCCUAUCGGACAACAGCUUCCUGCCACCCCCUCCACCUCCUCCUGGCAGCAGCACCCGUCCACCUCCUCCUCCUCCUCCUCCUCCAGCCAGUGGUGUACCACCACCACCCCCUCCACCUCCUCCUGGCAGCAGCACCGGUCUACCUCCUCCUCCUCCUCCUCCUCCAGCCAGUGGUGUACCACCACCACCCCCUCCACCUCCUCCUGGCAGCAGCACCGGUCUACCUCCUCCUCCUCCAGCCAGAAGUGUACCACCACCACCCCCUCCUCCACUGGCCAUCGGCCUGCCGGACAACAGCUUCCUGCCACCACCUCCACCUCCUCCUGGCAGCAGCACUGGUCCACCUCCUCCACCUCCACCUCCACCUCCUCCUCCUCCACCUCCAGCCAGAGGUGUACCACCACCACCCCCUCCCCCACCACCUCUCUUCUAGAUGGUAGAUUGUGUCACUCAGGGUUUUGCUAAUUUUGAAGCAGAACUAAAGCAAAGUGUGUGUGGGUGUGCAGGCGUGGGGGUGUGUGUGUGUGUGGAGGGUGUG
This is a messenger RNA of Xiphophorus maculatus (southern platyfish), 1585 nucleotides long. RefSeq names its product formin-like protein 20 (gene abi3b). Bases 299 to 1480 code for a protein of 393 amino acids. Gene Ontology annotation, cellular component: lamellipodium. The record is from RefSeq and is a predicted model, not a curated record. Lineage: Eukaryota; Metazoa; Chordata; Actinopteri; Cyprinodontiformes; Poeciliidae. Gene Ontology annotation, molecular function: SH3 domain binding. The transcript is spliced from 5 exons.